Messenger RNA from Miniopterus natalensis, 1854 nucleotides. The record is from RefSeq and is a predicted model, not a curated record. NCBI's taxonomy places the organism in Eukaryota, Metazoa, Chordata, Mammalia, Chiroptera, Miniopteridae.
AUGGGGAAGAAACUGGACCUUUCCAAGCUCACAGAUGCGGAGGCCAAGCACGUCUGGGAGGUGGUGCAGCGGGACUUGGAGCUGAGACGCAGAGAAGAGGAGAGACUGGAGGGGCUGAAGGGCAAGAUGAAGACGGGAAGCUCCCAGCGGGAGCUGGUUUCCGACGCCACCCACCUGAACGACACCCACUGCGCCCACUGCCUGCAGCCCUACCGGCUCCUGGCGGCCCCCAGGCGGCAGUGCCUGGGCUGCGGGCUCUUCGCCUGCCCCGGCUGCAGCCACGAGCACCCCGAGGAGGACGGCUGGCUCUGCGACCCCUGCCACCUGGCCAGGGUGGUGAAGAUGGGCUCCCUGGAGUGGUACUACGGGCACCUGAGGGCCCGCUUCAAGCGCUUCGGGAGCGCCAAGGUGGUGCGGUCCCUGUGCGGGCGGCUGCCCGGCAGAGGUUUGUCCAGCAGAGCGCUCAGCUCGCCCAGUGUGCACAGUGGGCCUGAGCCAAGCCCUGGAGAGAGAAGCGGAGACGGUGAGCAGACAGAUACGGAUGGAGAGCUGGACACAGAGGCCCAGGCCCAGGCCCUUGGCAGCAAACCUGCACCCCCCAAGAAAAAGCGCCUCCUCCCCAUUCACAGCCUGGACUUCGAGGCCGACUCUGACGACUCCGCUGGAUCCUGUGGCCACCCCCAGAGCCUGUCCUCGGCCCCCCCGGCCCCGGGCAGCCUGCAGGCCCUUACAGGUGAGCCCCGCACAGAGGAGGCCGUGGUCCUGCAGGAGGCUGAUGCCCAGGCCUCUGGGUGGCACCCCCACGCAGACGAGCAGACAGCCAGCCUCUGCCCUGCCGGACAGGAUGCCCGCGCUGAGCCCCGCCUGCUGGGAGAGUCCUGCUCAGCUGCCCCGGGGAUCGCUGCCACGCCUGGGGUGAACGUCGUCGGGAAUGAGCAGCUCGCCUCCCGGUACCUGGUGGACGUGGACACCUCUGACGAAGAGGGCACUCGGGCCCACGGGGCGGCCUCCCACCGUUCCCAUCACCGGGGCUGGGCCUCGCCGGAGAGCCAGUGUCCCGGUGCCGGCGAGCCCACGGGCGCCGACGUGGAAGAAGAGGCCCUGAGGAGGAAGCUGGAGGAGCUGACCGGCCACGUCAGUGACCAGGACGCCUCGUCCGAGGAGGAGGGCAAGGACACAGGGCGGGCGCGGGGCAGGAGCGCCCGCUCGGAGGACCCCCCCGGGAUGACCCCAGAGGUGAGCACGUCUGCAGGCCAAGCGCACAGAUGGGAGAAGAGCCCCCCGGGCCCUCAGGAUCCCGCCGAGGCCCCCAGGACCCCGGGCGAGGCGCUGUCGGAGCUGGAGGACAGGGUGGCCGUGACGGCCUCGGAGGUUCAGCAGGCGGAGAGCGAGGUGUCAGAAAUCGAGGCCAGGAUCGCAGCCUUGCGGGCUGCUGGGCUCACCGUGGGGCCCUCGGGGAAGCCCCGGAGGAGGUCAAGGCUCCCGAUAUUUCUCCCCCGACUUGCUGGGAAAUCAGCCCAGAGCCCCGAGGAUCCGCCUGCAGGCCCUUCGGGUGGGGCCGAGGUGAUGGCCGUGCCCCACCUGCUGAGGAGGAAGUUCAGUGAUUCCCCUGAAAGUCCAGGUAAGAGUGACGAGUCCUUCGAUCGGAAAUCGGUGUACCGAGGGUCCCUGACACAGAGAAACCCCAACGGCAGGAGGGGCGCCGCCCGCCACAGCUUUUCAGUCGCUUUUAUGAAUGGAGCGGGAAAGGAUGACACCACGUGUCCCGUCAGAGCCGGCACAGCCGACAGGGCCCCCGGGAGGUCUCCGGCCCCAGGACGGGCUCCCCGACACUACGCUCGUCGGCACCGAUGA